Molecule: messenger RNA, 1257 nt
Organism: Trichoderma gamsii
Lineage: Eukaryota; Fungi; Ascomycota; Sordariomycetes; Hypocreales; Hypocreaceae
Exons: 1
Coding region: 1-1257 (418 amino acids)
Biological process (GO): coenzyme A biosynthetic process
Molecular function (GO): dephospho-CoA kinase activity
Source: RefSeq, a predicted model, not a curated record
AUGGCUCCAUCCACCAGCAACGCGCCCUCACUGCUUCUCCUCCCCGCGCCCCCAUUUCCCCUCGACCCUCGCUCCCUCAGCGCCGCCUACCGAGCCCCUCUCACAGCAGCCCUCAAACGCCUCAGCAGCAACACCAACAACAAUGAUGGCGGUAACCACGUCCUCGUCAUCGCCAUCGCCUGUCCCAUCCUCACCGGGCCCUCACCAAGAUCCAAAUCCCUAAACUGGAAGGCCGCGCAGUCCCUCCUCGCCCGUACAUACACCCUCAUCUCCGUCAUCUGCACUGAGCUCUCCAUCAACACAUCCGGCGAGCCAAGCACCAGCAGCACCGGCCUAGAUCCCCGCGUCGUGCUCAUCGACCAUGAGCGACGGAGGACGUACCACCGCAACUAUGACGGAGAAUAUGAGGCAAAUUGCACUCCUGUGCUGGACCUGGCUGCUUUUGCCUCGACGGUAUAUCCCUGGAAGACUGUCUUCCAUCCAAGCGCCGAAUCAGGCUAUGAGCUCCUCAACGCAUUCCUAGACUACUCACAGGGCAAACAAACCUUUUUACAAAGCCAGCUCGUCGCUGUAGAAGGCGGCAUCACAAUGUCCCUCAGCGGUGAAACCUCCCCCUCCACUCAGGGCGACUUCAUCAAGGGUCACAACACCGUCUGUCUAGGUGGCACAUUCGACCACCUCCACCCAGGCCACAAGCUCCUCCUCCACGCCACCGCCUUACUCAUGAAGAUUCCCGAACGCCCUUCUCCUGGGAAUCAAGCCGUCCUCAUCGUCGGAAUCUCCGGCGACGAGCUUCUCACAAACAAGAAAUACGCAGCGGUCCUCCAGCCCUGGGCCGUGCGCGCAAACAAUGUCCUCCAAUUCCUCUCCACAAUCUUCAACUCGGCCUCCUCGUCAAACACCAAUUCCCUUCCGCCCACAUCUUCCCCCUCACAGGACGAGCUUCACGCAAUGUUUCGCAAUGGCACGGUGCUGGUGCGCUGUGUCAACAUUCACGAUCCCUUUGGCCCGACCAUUACGGAAGAGGCCAUAGAUGCCAUUGUGGUCUCUGGUGAGACACGUAGUGGUGGGCAGGCGAUUAAUGACAGGAGGACCGAGAGAGGGUGGAGGCCAUUAGAUGUUUUUGAGAUUGAUGUGCUUGAUCCGCAAGAUAUUUCGGAAGAGGGCAAUGGUGCACAGAGCAAUGGCUUUGCGUCAAAGAUUAGCAGCACAGAAAUACGGCAGCGGAUAGCUCAAGCACGGAAUGGCUCACAAUAG